Messenger RNA from Scophthalmus maximus (turbot), 1593 nucleotides. It is a transcript of the gene ap3s1, whose product is annotated as adaptor related protein complex 3 subunit sigma 1. NCBI's taxonomy places the organism in Eukaryota, Metazoa, Chordata, Actinopteri, Pleuronectiformes, Scophthalmidae. Gene Ontology annotation, cellular component: membrane coat; AP-3 adaptor complex; intracellular membrane-bounded organelle. The transcript is spliced from 7 exons. Gene Ontology annotation, biological process: Golgi to vacuole transport; intracellular protein transport. The record is from RefSeq and is a predicted model, not a curated record. Bases 271 to 897 code for a protein of 208 amino acids.
GCUGCUGUAGCAGGAGGAGGCGGAGGAGGAGGAGAAGAGCAUGACUCUGACGUGGAAUGUUUCCGUAAAGAGAGACGAUGAAGGAGUAGCAGCAGCAGCGUGUAGCUCGACCGCCAUCCCCGUAUUGCACAGUUGAAUCGAGACGGGACCGAGCCCCUGAGCCCCCCCCCCGAGUCCGAGCUGGGUUGACGGGAGUUGACAGACGACGGUCCCCCCUCCGCAGACUGACCCCUCGCUGUUCCCCCUGCCUCCCUCCGCUCCGCUACAGUCAUGAUAAGAGCCAUCUUAAUAUUCAACAACCAUGGGAAACCGAGGCUUUCUAAGUUCUACGAGCAUUAUAGUGAAGACACGGAGCAACAGAUCAUCAGGGAAACCUUCCACUUGGUCUCAAAAAGAGAUGAGAACGUCUGCAAUUUCCUAGAAGGCGGAAUGGUUAGGGUGUCAGAUCAUGCUCCGGGCAGAGCGCAACGUCCUAUGUUGAUCGGAGGAUCAGACUACAAGCUGAUCUACAGACAUUAUGCCACACUGUACUUUGUGUUCUGUGUGGACUCCUCAGAGAGUGAACUAGGAAUUCUAGACUUAAUCCAGGUAUUUGUGGAGACGCUGGACAAAUGCUUUGAGAAUGUCUGUGAGCUUGACCUAAUUUUUCAUGUAGACAAGGUCCACAACAUCCUAGCAGAGAUGGUGAUGGGCGGGAUGGUCUUGGAGACCAAUAUGAAUGAAAUCAUCAUGCAGGUGGAUGCUCAGAACAAGAUGGAGAAGUCUGAGGCCGGCAUUGCAGGAGCGCCUGCUCGUGCCGUAUCGGCUGUAAAGAACAUGAACCUCCCGGAAAUGCCCAGAAACAUCAACAUUGGUGACAUCAGCAUAAAAGUGCCAAAUUUACCCUCCUUCAAAUAGUGGCAGUGACGUCCUGAGCCUGCAGAUGUCAGCCAAUGUUUACCAUGAUGCAACCUGUUUACCAAAACCUCGAAUUACUAACUACUAUCAAAACUAUACAUGAAUUGAAGGUACUGGUGGUUUGUCACUCCUUGUUCUGGUGUUAUCACUCUGUUUCUCCUGUUAUAGAACAGGACAUUUUACAUGUUUGUUUUCUCUUUUUUUCUGUUGGAAGGAAAAUUUAAGUAUUUAUUUAUCAGUGGUACAUUCCUUUCUGCCUCGCUGGAGGUUGGACCUCGCCGUUCAGCUGCUACAGUACAGAUCUAGUGUUUACUUAAAAUGUGACAGGUAAUGAAGUUUUGGAGCAGUCUAUUUCGUUUGGUUAUUCAGGCAAGAGAAAUCAACCAGUGGAGGAAACUGGAAAUGAAACCAUUUCAAAUACCAAAAUGGAGCAAGUCUGCUACAGUGUUGAAAUUCACAUGUUUUUUUGCUUGUUUGUAAAAUCAGUUCAAACAAUAAAGAAUAUUAUUAUAUUGCUGUGUUACAGAAACAUGGAUAUUAUAUAUAUAUAUAUGUAUAUGCUGAAACGAAAAUUCCUUUUCUUGUUUGUAUGCAAAACUAUUUUUAAAUGAUUUAUCAUGUCUUAUCAAACGAUUCUCUCAAUUUCAAUCUGUGCAUGUUUCUUUUCUUUUUCAACAUAAUAAACUGUCAAAACUC